Molecule: messenger RNA, 744 nt
Organism: Adineta steineri
Lineage: Eukaryota; Metazoa; Rotifera; Eurotatoria; Adinetida; Adinetidae
Source: the annotation of a GenBank genome assembly
AUGGAAUCAUCGAAUACUACUACGUCACCAUUGUUAAAUCAUGCAGUACGAACACGUGCAAAAAAUGUUGAAUUACGAAAAAAAAUUACACAAUUAGAAAGUGAUAUCCAAUUAAUUACAAAAGAUAUUUCAUCAUUAACAAAUACAUAUGAUGAUCUAGUUGAACAAUGUCAAGUUUUACGUGAAAAUCAAACAGAGAAGAAAAAAGAUUUAUUAUUAGAAGAAUGUCAAACACAAUUCAAUAAUUAUAUUCAAGAUAUUCAAAAUUAUCUAAAUAAUAAACAAUGGGAUAUUCCUACAUCGGAAAAAAUAACAGUUUCAACACCAAAACCAUUGUCAACUAUUGAGUCUGAUAAUGAAAUAAAAGAAUUACCAAUUCCAGCUUUAAAUGAUGUUCUCAAUCAGCAAUUAACAUCUGUCGAAAACUGGCUUAUGGAAAGUGCUGUAACGGAUAUUGAUAAACAAUCUUCAAUGUUAACUGAAAGUCAACCUACAGAUGAUGGAGCAGAUGAUCUAUAUAAAGAUUUAAUAUUUCCAACAUUAUCUGAUGAUCUUCCUUCACAAUCAGAUGAAAUACAAUUUGAUGAAAAUAAUCAUCAUGAAGAAUUUGUUAAAACAAUAUCACCAGAAUAUCCUCAAGAACAACAACAGCAACAACGUCUAGAUAAAAAUCAACGUCGAUUUGCAUUAAUGAGACAAUUAGCAGAAAAAUCAAACAAAACAACUACGAGAAAAUUACUAUAA